Messenger RNA from Penicillium taxi, 1455 nucleotides. Its product is annotated as polysaccharide deacetylase family protein. Gene Ontology annotation, molecular function: hydrolase activity, acting on carbon-nitrogen (but not peptide) bonds. Lineage: Eukaryota; Fungi; Ascomycota; Eurotiomycetes; Eurotiales; Aspergillaceae. The transcript is spliced from 3 exons. Gene Ontology annotation, biological process: carbohydrate metabolic process. The record is from RefSeq and is a predicted model, not a curated record. The coding region runs from base 1 to 1455 and encodes 484 amino acids.
AUGGGGUCUUGUUCAUUCCUCCUUAUUUUCAUCCCGAUUGUACUCGCAUUGCUUAUUCAAACAGUCGCAUGUCUUCAUCAAAAAGUAACCGGGUCGGCCCAUUUGUAUGAGACCCGGUAUACUACCCUUAUUCCUGCGGAAAUUGCGCCCACGACGUCCCUGAUUAUUGACACCUUUCAAAACCCAACCCACAACGAUCUGGGGUUCUGGCAUGGUGCUGGAGAGGGUCUGACUACGGAAUAUACGCCGGGAUUCAUUCGACUAUACCCUACAGACCCGGAUCAGAACUUUCACACACAGUUUGAAACGAACGGAUGCUUCAGCUUGCUCCCUUGGCAGAACCAGUUCCUUCAUGUUGUCUUUGAUGGCUCGGAAGACUUCAGCAUCUCUAUGAACGAACAUAACUCUGAUUGCUACACGUACCGCAGUCCGUUUCCUGGCACCCCAGAUAGUGUGGAAGCAGCUCGGUAUGUGAUGAGAACCAGAGGUGACUCGCGUACAGAUGGGCCCGACAAUGAAGAUGGCCAGAAAGUACCGGCCAAUCCGACAAACACAGGACCCCCAUGGUCAAAGAAUGGCCAAUCUCGAAAGCCCAAGUGCGACGAGGAAGAUCGUGGUCCUACUUCUCCGGAAAAGACUGAGAUAUUUGUUCCCCUGUCUCAUUUCCGAAUCAAUCAUAGUCGCGUCGUGUCUAUUUCCUUUUCUGGAUUCUACAGCAACGUGUCUAUGGCUCUUCAUCGUAUCGAAAUUGUUCCGAAAGUCCCACCACCCUCCCCGGAGAAUCAGCACUUCAUCAUACCUGAAAAUCUACCCACUGGCACUUUGGUUCUGCGCUGUUCUCGCCCCAACUCGUUUGCAUUUGGAAUCGAUGACGGGUCACCUCAGUUUGCUCAGGAAGUCAUGCGAAUUCUUGACGCAGAAAAUGUCAAGGUAACGUUCUUCGCCGUUGGAGCUGGACUCAGCGACAAAUCCACCAACUUUACAGAAUUUUACAAAGAGAUGCUCCAGAAAGGACACCAAGUUGCAUUGCACUCAAAUACACACCCGAAAAUGGAAGCUUUGCCAACUGCGGCUAAGAUUGACGAAGAGAUUGUCGAUACCCUUCGAGUCUUCAAGGAUCAACUAAACAUUGAGUCACGAUACUUCCGACCACCAUUCGGAACCAUAGGAGCCCGCAUGAGACAAGAGCUCGCAAAAUACAUCCACAACCCUUAUAUCGUCAAUUGGACUGUGGACAUUGAAGAUUGGAAAUGGGCCAACACGUCUGUUCCAGAAAGACAGCUUCAAGCAUUCUAUCGCGGCGUUGCCAUGGGUGGUAAUCUUGCCGUGAUGCACUUUUUGAACCCAACUACCGUGGACUACCUCCCAGAGUUCAUACGACAUGUGAAAGAGUCCGGGCUUAAGAUCAUGCGGAUUGAUCAGUGCUUGGAGGACCCCGACAGUCCACCGCUGUGA